GAAACAACUGUCACUGUGGAAGAAAUGCCGGUUGAGGAAGAGCAGCCUGAAGAAAUCAAGGAGCUUCCUGAGGAGGUCCGUGUUGUUGAAACUAUCACCGAGGACGGCAAGCCCAAGAAAAAGAAGAUCCGAACUCGCGUUAUCAAGAAGGUCAAGGGAGACAAACAAGAAGUCACCAAGAUUGAAACCAUCGAGGAGGAUGAUAAACAACCCGAAACAACUGUCACUGUGGAAGAAAUGCCGGUUGAGGAAGAGCAGCCUGAAGAAAUCAAGGAGCUUCCUGAGGAGGUCCGUGUUGUUGAAACUAUCACCGAGGACGGCACGCCCAAGAAGAAGAAGAUCCGAACUCGCGUUAUCAAGAAGGUCAAGGGAGACAAACAAGAAGUCACCAAGAUUGAAACCGUCGAGGAGGAUGAUAAACAACCCGAGACAACUGUCACUGUGGAAGAAAUCCCGGUUGAGGAAGAGCAGCCAGAAGAAAUCAAGGAGCUUCCUGAGGAGGUCCGUGUGGUUGAAACUAUCACCGAGGACGGCAAGCCCAAGAAAAAGAAGAUCCGAACUCGCGUUAUCAAGAAGGUCAAGGGAGACAAACAAGAAGUCACCAAGAUUGAAACCGUCGAGGAGGAUGAUAAACAACCCGAGACAACUGUCACUGUGGAAGAAAUCCCGGUUGAGGAAGAGCAGCCAGAAGAAAUCAAGGAGCUUCCUGAGGAGGUUCGUGUGGUUGAAACUAUCACCGAGGACGGCAAGCCCAAGAAAAAGAAGAUCCGAACUCGCGUUAUCAAGAAGGUCAAGGGAGACAAACAAGAAGUCACCAAGAUUGAAACCGUCGAGGAGGAUGAUAAACAACCCGAGACAACUGUCACUGUGGAAGAAAUCCCGGUUGAGGAAGAGCAGCCUGAAGAAAUCAAGGAGCUUCCUGAGGAGGUCCGUGUGGUUGAAACUAUUACCGAGGACGGCAAGCCCAAGAAGAAGAAGAUCCGAACUCGCGUUAUCAAGAAGGUCAAGGGAGACAAACAAGAAGUCACCAAGAUUGAAACCGUCGAGGAGGAUGAUAAACAACCCGAGACAACUGUCACUGUGGAAGAAGUUCCGGUAGAGGAAGAGCAGCCUGAAGAAAUCCAGGAGCUUCCUGAGGAGGUUCGUGUGGUUGAAACAAUCACUGAGGACGGCAAGCCCAAGAAAAAGAAGAUCCGAACUCGCGUUAUCAAGAAGGUCAAGGGAGACAAACAAGAAGUCACCAAGAUUGAAACCGUCGAGGAGGAUGAUAAACAACCCGAGACAACUGUCACUGUAGAAGAAAUCCCGGUUGAGGAAGAGCAGCCUGAAGAAAUCAAGGAGCUUCCUGAGGAGGUACUUGUGGUUGAAACUAUCACCGAGGACGGCAAGCCCAAGAAGAAGAAGAUCCGAACUCGCGUUAUCAAGAAGGUCAAGGGUGAUAAACAAGAAGUCACCAAGAUUGAAACCGUCGAGGAGGAUGAUAAACAGCCCGAGACAACUGUCACUGUGGAAGAAAUCCCGGUUGAGGAAGAGCAGCCUGAAGAAAUCAAGGAGCUUCCUGAGGAGGUCCGUGUUGUUGAAACUAUCACCGAGGACGGCAAGCCCAAGAAGAAGAAGAUCCGAACUCGCGUUAUCAAGAAGGUCAAGGGUGACAAACAAGAAGUCACCAAGAUUGAAACCGUCGAGGAGGAUGAUAAACAGCCCGAGACAACUGUCACUGUGGAAGAAAUCCCGGUUGAGGAAGAGCAGCCUGAAGAAAUCAAGGAGCUUCCUGAGGAGGUCCGUGUUGUUGAAACUAUCACCGAGGACGGCAAGCCCAAGAAGAAGAAGAUCCGAACUCGCGUUAUCAAGAAGGUCAAGGGUGAUAAACAAGAAGUCACCAAGAUUGAAACCGUCGAGGAGGAUGAUAAACAACCCGAGACAACUGUCACUGUGGAAGAAGUUCCGGUAGAGGAAGAGCAGCCUGAAGAAAUCAAGGAGCUUCCUGAGGAGGUUCGUGUUGUUGAAACUAUCACUGAGGACGGCAAGCCCAAGAAGAAGAAGAUCCGAACUCGCGUUAUCAAGAAGGUCAAGGGAGACAAACAAGAAGUCACCAAGAUUGAAACCAUCGAGGAGGAUGAUAAACAACCCGAGACAACUGUCACUGUGGAAGAAAUUCCGGUAGAAGAAGAGCAGCCUGAAGAAAUCAAGGAGCUUCCUGAGGAGGUACGUGUGGUUGAAACUAUUACCGAGGACGGCAAGCCCAAGAAGAAGAAGAUCCGAACUCGCGUUAUCAAGAAGGUCAAGGGAGACAAACAAGAAGUCACCAAGAUUGAAACCGUCGAGGAGGAUGAUAAACAACCCGAGACAACUGUCACUGUGGAAGAAGUUCCGGUAGAGGAAGAGCAGCCUGAAGAAAUUCAGGAGCUUCCUGAGGAGGUUCGUGUUGUUGAAACUAUCACCGAGGACGGCAAGCCCAAGAAGAAGAAGAUCCGAACUCGCGUUAUCAAGAAGGUCAAGGGUGACAAACAAGAAGUCACCAAGAUUGAAACUGUCGAGGAGGAUGAUAAACAACCCGAGACAACUGUCACUGUGGAAGAAAUCCCGGUUGAGGAAGAGCAGCCUGAAGAAAUCAAGGAGCUUCCUGAGGAGGUUCGUGUUGUUGAAACUAUCACUGAGGACGGCAAGCCCAAGAAGAAGAAGAUCCGAACUCGCGUUAUCAAGAAGGUCAAGGGAGACAAACAAGAAGUCACCAAGAUUGAAACCGUCGAGGAGGAUGAUAAACAACCCGAGACAACUGUCACUGUGGAAGAAGUUCCGGUUGAGGAAGAGCAGCCUGAAGAAAUCAAGGAGCUUCCUGAGGAGGUUCGUGUUGUUGAAACUAUCACCGAGGACGGCAAGCCCAAGAAGAAGAAGAUCCGAACUCGCGUUAUCAAGAAGGUCAAGGGAGACAAACAAGAAGUCAUCAAGAUUGAAACCAUCGAGGAGGAUGAUAAACAACCCGAGACAACUGUCACUGUGGAAGAAAUUCUGAGGAAGAUCAGCCUGAAGAAAUCAAGGAGCUUCCUGAGGAGGACAACUGUCACUGUGGAAGAAAUUCCGGUAGUGGAAGAGCAGCCUGAAGAAAUCAAGGAGCUUCCUGAGGAGGUUCGUGUGGUUGAAACUAUUACCGAGGACGGCACGCCCAAGAAGAAGAAGAUCCGAACUCGUGUUAUCAAGAAGGUCAAGGGGGACAAGCAAGAAGUCACCAAGAUAGAAACAGUUGAGGAAGACAACAAAAAACCCGAAACAACAGUAACAGUUGAAGAAACUGAGUUAGGUUCCGUUAAGCUGAAGAAAAGAGUUAUUGUUCAGAAACCCGAAGAUGAAAUAACGGUAUUUGAAUUGCCGGAGCAAAAAUCGGUUAUACUUUCUGAAAAGGAAGAUGGUACUCCAACCAAAACUGUUAUAAAAACCAAAAUCAAAAAGAUACAAGGCCCGAACAUGGAAGUGACAAAAGUGCAAACCGUGGAGGAAUAUGAGAAGACACCCCAAACAAAAGUAUCUGUUGAAAAGUUUGGGUUGCCCUUCCCGGAACUUCCAGAAGAAACGAUUUCUGAAGCUGUUAUUUUGCCUGAUGAAGUGUUCCAGUCUGAUACUGUUGAUGAAAAUGGACUUCCAAAAACAAUUAAAACUAAGAAGCGCAUUAUUAAAAAGCCUGUACUUGGUAAUACUGAAGAAGUUACUGAAAUUGAAAUUAUUGAACAAGACAAUACUGAGCCCAUUUAUUCAAUCUCAGUCAAAGAACAACCGUUAUCCGAUUUGAUGGUGGACGAAAGUAAAUCAGUUGAGCUGCCUGAACAUGUGACGGAGUUGGAAAUAGUUACACCCGAUGGGACAAAAAAGAAAAAGACCGUAAAGUCACGAGCUUUUAAGAAGAAUAUCGACGAUAAACUGGACGAAGUUACAACUGUUCACAUAAUAGAAGAGGAAGAUAAGGAGCCAGUUACUACAGUAAAAAUUGAGGUCGUACCUGCUGAUGAGAUCUCCAUUACGCCCAUACCAAUUGAAGAACUUCCGGAGGAAACAGUGUUCACUGAAGAAUUAGAUCAUAAUAAAAAACCAAAAAAGAAGACUACCAAAACACGAACGUUUAAAAAGCCAGGUCCGGAGAACGACGAAUAUUUCCAAAUUCAAACAAUUGAAGAAGAGGGAAAGGAACCCUACACCCUUAUACGAGUUGUGAGCGAUGAAAAUAUUGCUGAUAUUAUCGACAUAAGUAAACUUGACGAUGAAAAGGUUUUCAAACACAAACAAAAACCACACAAGCAGAAGGAGGAUGCACCAAGGGUCGAUAACACAGAAACGGAACACCCAGUUUACAUCACGACAUUUAAAUCUGUACAAAACGAAGAUGGAGUAACAACUAUACAAACUGAAAACAAACGAGUUUCUCAGGAGGAAGGCGUCGUUGUUGAGGAAGUUCUUAGUGAUUCAGACCUCAUUCCAGAAGACAAAACACAAUCACACCUCGAAAUUAUAGAAAUCGACGAGCCAACAGACCAAUACAACAAAGAGUACACAAUCACUGAACCUGAAGAGGCAAGUGCAGACGCCAUACAAAAACCGGCUAAAAACAAAAAACCUAAACAGAAAAAGACGCUUGAAACUUUAAUUAACGAGGACGACGAAACUAUUACUGAAGAACCGGUAACAGGGGAACUGACUGACAAGACAGCUAAAAAACAGAAGCCAGUAGGUGUAAAGGGUAAGGUUGAAGAGGUUAUUGAGGAUGAGAAAUCAGCUGAAAAGAAGGUAAAAACAAAGAAAAAGAAAAUCGUCAAGUCAAAACGGGAUGAAAUGGACGAAUACAUCCAAUUUCUUAUACACCAAGAAAUACCAAAGACUGUUCUACAAGGAUACAAACGUACGGAAAUGGAGCUUCCGCAAAGGGCACGACGUGAUUCGUCUUUUAAACAACCUGUUAAGCUUACACCUAUGAAAAUCGAGAAAGUUGAAAUCAAAAGGCCAAAAAUGGUUGAAAUAAGUUCGGUAACUGAAUUCCCACAGAUGCUAAAGCUUAAAGCUCCUAAGCAACGACCCCAAGAACAGAAAAAGAAAAAGGACGAAGCAUCAUUUAAAAACAAAAAACUCAAGAGCUGGAUCAGGUUUAUACCAUAUGCACCAUAUUGCUUCCCAUAUGUGGUCAAAGAAUUGGAAACAAAUCGCGACACCGGGGAACUUUCCCGCAAUGUUGAUGAAGCAGAAGAGGUUUUAAAAUUACGUCCAAGGAAAUUCAAGCACACGAAACCCGAAAAGGCAGAACUAGAAGAAGUUGAUCUUGAAGAACUCGAAUCUGAAAAAACCGUAUCGUCUGACGAGGACCGACCGAGGCCAAAGUACAAGCGCCCCAAAAAGGCUAAAGAAGAAUCUACUGAAGAAGCCAGAAUACUCAAGCUUGGAAAAGGCAAAAUUCCACAAAAUGUUGAGGAAGUUGAGGAAAUUAAUUUGAAACCGGUUAUUCUUGAUAGUACAGAGAAAAAGUUAAGGAACCAAAGAAGAAACGGAAGUUAGAGCUUAGGACGGACAAGGAAAAUAACAUUAUUGAAAUAACGGAGACCUCUCCCAAAGACGCAGAUGAACCAAUUUAUGAAGUCACUGUCACCAGUUCUGAAACCGACCAAGAUCA
Drosophila ficusphila is the source of this 5647-nucleotide messenger RNA. Its product is annotated as titin-like. The record is from RefSeq and is a predicted model, not a curated record. NCBI's taxonomy places the organism in Eukaryota, Metazoa, Arthropoda, Insecta, Diptera, Drosophilidae.